GGGGUGUUGGUGUGGUUGAUGAGGAAGUCGUUCGGGGCACGCCCUUUGUUUGCCGGGAUCACCUCUCAUGUGGAGUUUACCAACGUCAAAUGCACUUCAUCCGACGUUAAGUUCGUUAAUUAUGAGGUCUGCCGUUUAAAGUCUGUGAACAGGACCUACAAAUAUGUUUCUGUAAAAUCGAGACUUUACAAGCUACCGAUUACCAAUGCCACAAUCAACAUUUCACUGUUCAAGCGACUAAAUGGCUAUAAACCAUUCCUCUACAAUGUUUCUGUGGAUGCUUGUAGAUUUUUGCAGAUUCAGAAAUCCAACCCUGUCGUGAAAUAUCUUUUUAAUUUGUUCCUCACUCACUCAAAUGUAAAAAAUCCAAGUUGUCCUUUCAGUCUUUCUUAUGUUACUGUGGAUAAGCUUACUACUAACUUUCUGAAUAAUCAGUUUUCGAAGGUUUUGCCAGUUCCUGAAGGCGACUACCUGUUUGUAUUCAAAUGGUUCUCCGAUAACAUUUAUCGUUCUUCGGUUAACGUUUAUUCAACAAUUUCUUGA
Messenger RNA from Drosophila takahashii, 543 nucleotides. Lineage: Eukaryota; Metazoa; Arthropoda; Insecta; Diptera; Drosophilidae. The record is from RefSeq and is a predicted model, not a curated record.